AUGGAAGUUGUGUAUUUUGUUUUGAUAUUUUUCGCUAUUAGCGUGAACUCUGUAGCCAUCCAUGGCCCUAUGUUGACAAGAUACAACCCAUGCAGUCUGGGAGUGUUAUAUUUUGAUAAAUUAACUAAUAUAUCGUGGCAGGGGACGAUUAAUUUCAGUUUAUAUCCCAAUAUAACUGAUGCUAAUAUUGAAAUCACCUUCGAUAAGCCUAUAAGGAUUUUUGGGGCCUCGAACAACAGUACAGUAUACGCAAGGAACAACUGGCAUAGUUUCUUAUUUAAGCCGCGGGGAGUGCUUCCGCCUCGUUACUUUUUCUACAUAGCUGUUAUAGGUGACGUUUCAAAUGUCCCAAAUGUAGUCACAGUAAAAUUAAAUAACUAUACACUGUGCAAUCCUGCUGUCAAGAAUGAACUAAAUAUUCAGUCCUACAACGCGACGCAACCAGACGACAAGUAUUAUCGUCAAGUUUGCGGGCGCCGAGCGCUCCACAACGCCGAACUAAGUUCGAUAAAGACUGACGCGAAAGCUGGCGACUGGCCCUGGCACGUGGCUGUGCUGAUCAGGGAAAACAUCUCUAUAUACGCCAGAUACCAGUGUGGGGGAAAUAUAAUAUCGAGAACUGCUGUUCUAACAGCGGCGCAUUGCCUUUUCUAUAACUCAUUGCCCAUCCAUAUUAGUCGUCUACUAAUUGAAGCAGGAGUGGACAAUUUAAAAUUAUUCAAUCAACCCGGGAGACAAUUACUUAACGCAGUCGAUGUAAUAGUGAACCCCGCUUAUAAGUCGGACGAGUCAACUGCGGAUUUGGCCGUUAUUCGAGUGAAUGCAUUCAGAUAUACUGAUUAUGUGCAACCGAUAUGUCUUUGGGGCCCUUCGUAUGACAAAAGCAAUUUGUAUGGACAAAUGGCUGUGGUGGUGGGCUUCGGGACAACUGAGGAGAAUCAAUUAUCAGACACGCUAAGGUCAACGUACACGGUGGUGCAGAAUGACACGACAUGCAUUUCGUAUUCACCCCAGUUGUACACAAGUUUGUUGAACGAGUUCACAUUCUGCGCUGGACUCGACCCAAAUGCCGGUACAAGUCCUCUUCAAGGUGAUAGCGGUGGAGGCUUAUCAAUAUCCACAGUCCAACCAGACCACAAAGUGAGUUGGUUCCUACGAGGCGUCCUGUCAAAAUGUGGGAUUUCCAAUGGUGAAACAAUUUGCAAUCCAAAGUAUUACGUAAUAUACACUGAUGUUGGCCCGCACUAUGGAUGGAUCUAUCACCAUGCAGGGUUAAAUUAUAUUAGCAAUAUUGUUUAUUGA
This is a messenger RNA of Pieris macdunnoughi, 1302 nucleotides long. Lineage: Eukaryota; Metazoa; Arthropoda; Insecta; Lepidoptera; Pieridae. The record is from the annotation of a GenBank genome assembly.